AUGGCAUUAGGCCUAGGGCCUGCUGCUGUCUCUUUGGUAGGCUACACGCCUAUGUUCAUUCUUCCAACUCUAAAUUUUACCGUGGGACAGGUGGCCGUCGUGUGUGAAACGCUCGAAGAGAGUGGGGACAUUGAACGACUGAAACGCUUCUUGUGGUCGCUUCCCGUCGCCCAUCCAAAUUGUACGGAUUUAAACAAGAAUGAAGCAGUGCUUCGAGCUCGGGCAGUCGUGGCUUUUCACACUGGUAACUUUCGUGAACUGUACAGCAUUGUAGAAAAUAAUCGUUUCUCAAGGCAUUCUCAUGACAAACUGCAAGCCAUGUGGCUCGAGGCUCAUUAUCACGAGGCCGAGGAACUCCGCAGCCGGCCGCUAGGUCCAGUAGACAAGUAUAGGAUACGAAAAAAGUUUCCCUUACCCAGGACCAUCUGGGACGGAGAACAAAAAACUCACUGUUUCAAGGAGCGUACGAGAAGUCUCCUAAGAGAAUGGUAUCUCCAAGAUCCUUAUCCAAACCUGACAAAGAAACGCGAGUUAGCGCAUGCAACUGGUCUCACUCCGACACAGGUGGGAAAUUGGUUCAAGAAUCGUCGACAGCGGGACCGCGCUGCUGGCGCCAAGAACAGGUAA
Molecule: messenger RNA, 627 nt
Organism: Limulus polyphemus (Atlantic horseshoe crab)
Lineage: Eukaryota; Metazoa; Arthropoda; Merostomata; Xiphosura; Limulidae
Product: homeobox protein SIX6-like
Exons: 1
Coding region: 1-627 (208 amino acids)
Biological process (GO): regulation of transcription by RNA polymerase II
Cellular component (GO): transcription regulator complex; nucleus
Molecular function (GO): RNA polymerase II cis-regulatory region sequence-specific DNA binding; DNA-binding transcription factor activity, RNA polymerase II-specific
Source: RefSeq, a predicted model, not a curated record